Molecule: messenger RNA, 783 nt
Organism: Cadophora gregata
Lineage: Eukaryota; Fungi; Ascomycota; Leotiomycetes; Helotiales; Ploettnerulaceae
Exons: 4
Coding region: 1-783 (260 amino acids)
Source: RefSeq, a predicted model, not a curated record
AUGUCUGAUCAUACUCAUCACCAUCAGUCGCACUCUGAGAAUACUGAUAAAAAUCAUUCUCAUUGGAAUGAGGCCGCAUCAACAUACAAUUCCAAGUUCGCCAAGACAAUCCAGCAGAUAAUCGACGAGAUCCAACAGCACCAUGAAUGGAUCGGCGUAAACUGGACAGAGGAGUCUGAUAGCGAGAAUGAGAGCUCUUCAUCAUCACCAAAGAAGAUCGUCCGGCUACUGGAUUAUGCUUGCGGAACUGGACUGGUGUCACGUGCAUUAGCACCAUAUGUCACCCAAUGCAUAGGUGUCGAUCUUACUGAAGGAAUGGUGAAAGAAUACAAUACGUCAGCUCGCAACCAAGGCAUACCAGAAUCCGAGAUGUUGGCCGUACAAGGAAAUCUCAUUGAUGCCAACACGCCGAAUCCUCCAGUGUUAGCCGGCAAAGAGUUUCAUGACUUUGAUAUUGCGGCUGUUGGGCUCGGGUUUCAUCACUUUGAUGAUCCCGGGCUGGCAGCAAAGAGGCUGGCUGAGAGGUUGAAGAGAGGAGGUGUGUUGUUCAUCGUGGAUUUCUUGCCGCAUCAGCACUUUCCAGCAAAUGGUGAGGAUAGCCACAAUGCUGCUAAGACUGUCACACAUAUGGGUUUCUCUCAGGAAGAUGUCAAAAAGAUGUUCGAAGACGCUGGUGUGGGUGCAAAUUUCGACUACAAGGUUAUUGGGAAGGGAAUUGUAUUUGAGGGUGGUGGGCAGAAGAUGGAGCGGAGUGUAUUUUUUGCCAAAGGAGCGAAGCUGUAA